Molecule: messenger RNA, 526 nt
Organism: Aspergillus campestris IBT 28561
Lineage: Eukaryota; Fungi; Ascomycota; Eurotiomycetes; Eurotiales; Aspergillaceae
Product: IST3 family RNA-binding protein
Exons: 2
Biological process (GO): mRNA splicing, via spliceosome
Cellular component (GO): U2 snRNP; precatalytic spliceosome; catalytic step 2 spliceosome
Molecular function (GO): RNA binding
Source: RefSeq, a predicted model, not a curated record
UUCCCGUCGAGCCAUUGUUCUCGCCACGACCACUCUCUACUUUGAACCUACCAUUUGUCUAGAUAGUAGGGAUUAUUGGCAGCUUCGCCAGCUAAUUCCCUAUUUGACUUCCCACAAUGAACAACAUCCGUCAAGUCCAGGCGCUCAACAAGCGCGAACUGGAAAACGCCAUCCCCCCCGAAGCAUCCUGGCACGCCGACUACCGCGACACAGCCUACAUCUACAUCGGCGGGCUCCCCUUCGACCUCUCCGAAGGCGACAUCGUAACCAUCUUCUCGCAGUACGGCGAACCAGUCCACAUCAACCUCAUCCGGGACAAAGAGACCGGCAAGAGUCGCGGGUUCGCGUUUCUGAAAUACGAGGACCAGCGGAGUACGGACCUCGCUGUUGAUAAUUUGGGUGGGGCCACGGUGCUGGGGAGGAUUUUGCGCGUUGAUCAUACGAGGUAUAAGAGGAGGGAUGAUGAGGGGGAGGAGGGUGAUAAUAAUGUUGCGAAGCUGAUGGGGGAUGAGGAUGCGCUGCCGCG